Orbilia oligospora ATCC 24927 is the source of this 2904-nucleotide messenger RNA. RefSeq lists its product as uncharacterized. Bases 1 to 2904 code for a protein of 967 amino acids. Lineage: Eukaryota; Fungi; Ascomycota; Orbiliomycetes; Orbiliales; Orbiliaceae. The transcript has a single exon. Gene Ontology annotation, biological process: spindle organization; establishment of meiotic spindle localization; mitotic cell cycle. Gene Ontology annotation, molecular function: protein binding. Gene Ontology annotation, cellular component: spindle pole. The record is from RefSeq and is a predicted model, not a curated record.
AUGGACCUCCUAGAAACACCUUGUCCACGACCGGCAAACCGCCGUCUAAAACGUCGUCGUCCCACAUCUCCUGGCCCAAACUCUUCGUCCCUCCCUACCCCAUCAACUACCGAUCUAAAGUCAUCACGUCCACGUCGUUCCUUAACAUCUCUCUCAAUCCUUCCGAAACGUCGCAAGAUUCCUAUCAGCCUAGUUCAAAAAUCUGCUAUAAAUAAGAAACCGGCUUCUCAACUACCAAGGUCUUCUAUCGGAAAUCAAAGCGAUACUAGUAUCAUACAGAAUACUUCGUUGGAAGAAUCGAUUGGAGGUCAGGAUGAGUCGACCAUUCUUAUACACAACAGACGGAUGUCCCUCAGAUCUCACACAAUCCCGACAUCUCCUAUCCUCCCGCGACAAGAUACCAACAGUUCUGUUCUACAUGCUGAUAUCUCUGCCAUGGAUUCUACAUCCUCCACCAUCUUUCCAACUUCUUCGCCAAAUUCGUCAUCCCAAUCAAUAUUAACAAAACCACCGGCUCCACCUCCUAAGAAACGACGAAGAAUAUCCGAAAUAGUGCGUCGAGUAGCUGCAUCCGCUGUUACGAAAGCCACUACUUCAAGCGCAAAUACUUCAAAACCAAGGACUUCUAUAGCAAGAACUACUACCAAACCAAUUACCGUCAAGCCAACAAAAGCAAUUGAUAAGAAGAAGAUCCCAAUAAAGCCAAAACCAGCCGUUGAAACAAAAACGAAAACAGCUUCUACAGCCACCACCUUACGUCCAGCUCUGAAAUCAAUAUCUCGAGGCAUGAACCCUCCUUCUCGACCCCUCCCCGCCCAUGACCUCAAAAAACAACCUUCAACGCUCAACCGUCUCCGUCUCCAAAAACCUAAAUCCCACUCUGACUCGGAGUCCUUCCGGAAGCCACUCAACCCCUCCAGGAAACCCGCCCGGAAAUCUGCUUCCUCAUACCCACCCCUCUUAUCAACCGACCAAUCUCUCAAACCAGAGCUCUACGCAUCAACCGCAUGGCUAUCAACCCAAGAAACUCUCCUAACCCAGAUUCUUGACUCUAUUUUAAUCGAAGGAACAAAUCGCUCCGCACAGCCUCUUGGAGUCAUCAGAAAGGAACUACUAUCCCUCUACAACACAGAUGCAUACUGUCUGCUUCAAGACCGCCUGAAAGCUUCAAUCCUUCACGGCAUCCUAAAACCUUCUGAGGAAUCACUCUCCCAAAACCCAAAACUCUCAGAAGAUCUCGGCGCACGGGAUAAAUUCACCAAGCUAUUUCUAGAAUCAUACAACCCUCUCAUCCUCCGUCUGUGUAUGGAGGUAGUAACCGGCCGCCUACUAAACACCUCUACAAAAAUUCCAACCGACCUUGAAAUCCGAAAAUUCUUUGAUACAUUCUUCGUGGAUAUCAACGAUCAAAACGAAGAAGGUGGGGAUGAACAAUGGGAGAGUUAUGGUGCAAAUGCGCAUGGGACGUUACGGGUGUGGACCGAAACCGAGGUUCCUAGCGAUAAGGCAUGGGCAUUGAGAAGAACAAUACUGAGAACUCUGCUAUUGGUACGUUUGAUCGAUGAUGCCAAGUCAUCUGGAAUAUUUGGAGACUUGGUAUUCAGAAGGUCCUCGGAGAUGAAGAGUUCGGAAGAGGUACUCGUGGCUGUUGGGAAGAUGGUAUUACCUUCUCUUGGGAAUAUGGCGAAAGGUGUAAAGGGGUGUGGAUAUCUCCUUAAAGUGGAGCAGAAGUCCGACGAGGAGUACGAAUACGCUAUCAAGAAUUUGAGGGUUGAUUUAAGAGAUGGUGUUAGGUUGGCAAAAGUUGUGGAAUUAGUAUUGAAGGAGAAAGUUGAGGGCAUUCUAAUGAACCCGAAGAGCAAAGGAGAAAAAUUGGUGAACGUGGAAAAGGUAAUAUCGGUCCUGUACAGAAAUGGAGUGGUACCCCUAGGAACUGUGAGGUCCAAAGAUGUGGUUGAUGGACAUCGAGAGGUUACGUUGAGUUUACUGUGGGCGGUUUUGGUGGAGAAAGGAGUUAAGUAUCUUGUUGAUUUUGAAGAGGUGGAGAAGGAGGUUACUAGGCUUCAAACAAAGUACAAAAUUGUGGAAGCCGCUAAGGAGGAUGAGAGUGGUGAAGAAGGAUUGAACAAAUUAGAAACGUGGGUCAGGAUUGUUGCUGUCGGGCGAGGAAUCGACGUCGAGAAAGGGAUUGGAGGAGUAAUGAAAAAUAACGUACUCGAAGCAGUGUUGGAGGAGUAUGAACCCUUGAUCGAUGGCGGAAAUACAACCGUUACAACUACCUCGACAGAAAAGGAAGGACGAUUGAAAAGGCAGCUAAAGAGCUUCGGAUGCAGCGAUUCCUUCAUAAAAGCCUUCACACCCGAUGGAAAAACAGUCGUUAAUUCGCGGUUCGUACUCGCUACGUUGGCAUUCCUGGCAUCGAGAGUAUUAUCUUCAACGAAGAUUACAAGAUCCGCGGUGAAGAUUCAACAAUGGUGGAGAGCUGUGGAGUUUAGAAGGAAUAUAUCAAGAAAAGUUGGAGAGUUGCUUCAGGAAGCUGAGGAACAUGAAGCAGCCAUUGAGGAGUUUAGGAGAAAGUGGGCAGCGAAGAGGAUCCAAAGAGCUUGGAAGAUUGCAGUGGAAAGAAAAGUUACGGAGUUAGUGGAGAUCGUGGUGGGGAUCCAAGCGCUCGCCCGGGGUUGUUUGGUGAGGAGGAAGGUAGACUGUAGGUAUAAACCUGGAGGAAAGAAGGCUGAAAAGGUGGAAAAGCAAGAAGAGAAAAAGGAAGAUCCGUAUAAAUUGAAGAAAGAGGAGAAGAUAGGAAAGAAAGGGAGGAGGAGGAUCAAACAUGUUGAGGCCUUUGUGGAAGAUAACCAUGAUGGUGGUGAUAUUGAUAUUUGGCAGGAGUUGGCUGAUGGGGAGUAG